UGCAGCGCCCAGACACCUUCACUUGUUCCUCGCCCGCGACCCAAGACAGUGUUCAUCAUGGUCACACCGACGAUUGUAAGAGUCUGGGUCUGUGUUUGCGUUUCGUUUAUGACCUUGGUGAUAGACGGGAGAGAGACGUCUAGCAGCGAUGACAGAGCUCUCCAUGUGGUGGGUCUGGUGGCCGCUGAGACCGUGGCUGAGAAGUACUUCCUUCACUCAGCGUGUAGACUCAAGUAUCCAAGUGUUAAGAUGAUGAGGUCUUGGUGUCCUUCAGGGAGAUAUGAGGAGGACUCAAGGCUCAAGGACCAUCUCGAGAGCCUGCCUGAGGAGGACCUUGUUAUCGUCACUAAUUUACGUGAUGAGUUUGUUUACCUUCUGGCCUCCUAUGAUGACGUCAGAAGACAGCUGAUCGACACUGACCAAUCACUGAUCGUGGCCGACCUGUCAUUCAUUAAGACGACUGAGGGCGAGAGGGGCAGAGAGGAGGAGGAGAAGAGAGGGGAAGAGGAACAAGAAGAGGAGGAAAAACAAGAGAAAGAGGAGAAGAACGGAAAUAGAGAUGAAGAUAAUUAUAAAAAGGAAGAGAAUGAAAGAAAGGAAGUCGAGGAUCCAGAAGACGAAGGAAAAACAGGAAAUAAAAACAAGACGAAAAAAUAUAUAAACGAAAAGAAAGAAGAGAAAAAGGAAAGUAAGAUGAUAAAGAUGGAAACAGGGAAAUCAUCUGAUAACAUUAGUGCAAAUGAGAAACAUAAGAUAAAUGAGGUGGAAGGUAAGAAUGAGACUCAUGACCCUGUUGACGCGGGAGGAGAGAGAAUGGAAGAAGAGGCAGAGAGACGUAAGCCAGUCGAUGAAGAAGAAGAGAAGGAGGAAGAGAAAGAGGAGGAGGAGGAGGAAGAGAAAGAGGAGGAGGAGGAAGAUAAUAUCGUUCGACGUGUAUUGAAAGGAGGAACUGUGAUAGGUCGGGUUGGGUCACUCCUGAAGGCGCUGAGGGAGGGAUCAGCCAACACCCAGGAGGUCAUCCGGGACACGACUGCCCAGCAUGUUGUCUACGGUAACAGGCAAAGAGGAAACUUGGUAACGACUCUGCCACUACGAGUUGAGUUCACACCUGAAGGGGGCGCUGAAGGGGACGUGACUCGGCCCUUCCUCGUGUUCAAUAAGGAGGAUGGGAUGGACUUCUACAACCUGAUAGAGGGGGUGGGGGAGGGGCGAGAGGCGUGUCCCUACACCACCCACGCCACGCCCACUUAUGAUGAAGGCCGCCCACGGGUGCUGGCGCUGCUCCUGCUGGGGGGGACAUGGGCGCCCUUCCUGCAGGAGGUGUUGAAGGGCUUCGCUGCACAGGAUUACCCCAAGGAUAGAAUGGACGUUUGGAUACAUGCUAAGGCUGGACAACAGGAGAGAGAAAUAACCAACUUUGUGGAGGAACAUGGUGAUGACUACUCUACCUUGGAGCUGGUUAAUGAUCUGGUGUUUGAGCCUCAGAUGGUGAAGGACAGGUGUGACGCUGUGAGGUGUGCCUUCCUGGUGAUGAUGGAGCCUCAGGUAGUGUUAGAGGACCCUACCACCAUCUCCUCCCUCAUCGCCUCCGACGUGUCAGUGGUGGGUCCCCUCCUGAAGCGUAGGAUGACUGGUGAAGGAGGCGAGGUCAACUUUGUCCUGAGUGAUGACUCCGGCGAACAGUGGGACAAAAUCAUACGCCGACGGAUCUUCAAGGGGACGCUAAGGGUGCAGGAGAUACGAAGCUUCCAGGUGGUGAGGAAAGACGUGAUGCUUGACUUCCUACUAGGGGAGAAGGUGGACCACUACAUCAACACCAUAACACAACCCGGACUGUAUCUUGACCGUUUGGGCUACGAGGAAGGAAAACUCCACCCGGAUUUAUGGGGCCUGACGCACAACUGGAUCCUCUGGCAGCGACGAUACCUCCAUCCUGACCUGCUGAAGAUUAUUGGCAAAAAGAUGGUGCCUGAGACGGUGGGCCCUCACCUGUAUUACCUGCCCUUCUUCAGUGAACGCUUCUGUCAAGAUAUCAUAGAAGAGGUGGAACACUUUGGUCAAUGGCAAGACAAGGACAAAGACGACCGGGAGGAGGAGGCUCAUCGCUACACCAGCACCAACAUUAACCUGAGCCAGAUCAACUACUUCACUCAGUACAACCUUCUUAUAAACACGGUGAAGAAGGAGCUGCUGGACACACUCUACAGCUACAGGUCGCUGGGUUACGGGAACCUGGUGUUUGUGUUGAAGUAUGAGAGCACAACACACUAUAACACCUUCAAGUAUCACCUAGAUGGCGCCACCUACACCUUCAACAUCGCUCUCAAUAACAACUUUACGGGAGGCGGACUACAGUACAGGAUGGGUAACGUAAACUUCGGUGAGGAACGAGAGAUAUGGGUGAACCACAACAGGACGGGGUGGGCGUUGGUACAGCCAGACCGUCCUAUGCACCUCCACCACGGGAUGCCUCUCAAGUCGGGUCAACGCUACGCUCUCAUCUCCAUCGUGGAUACUAGUGAUGCUGGCUGUAUGGGUGGGCCUAAGUGGACCUGAUUGUUUUGUUGUGAUGCAGGUAGGAAUGGUGAGUGGACGAUUGGAUGGGUUGGUGAACGUUUGCCUGGGCUAGUAACUUUAUAUAAAGAAAAAAGUACAUAAUUUCUAUCAUUACGUUUACCAAAUAUAUAUAAUUCCUUGUACGUAUUAAAUGUUUCAUCUGAAUAAAAUAAACUUUGAAUUUC
Messenger RNA from Homarus americanus (American lobster), 2741 nucleotides. RefSeq names its product multifunctional procollagen lysine hydroxylase and glycosyltransferase LH3-like. The record is from RefSeq and is a predicted model, not a curated record. The transcript is spliced from 16 exons. Bases 58 to 2556 code for a protein of 832 amino acids. Lineage: Eukaryota; Metazoa; Arthropoda; Malacostraca; Decapoda; Nephropidae. Gene Ontology annotation, molecular function: oxidoreductase activity, acting on paired donors, with incorporation or reduction of molecular oxygen; L-ascorbic acid binding; iron ion binding.